AGACUCGAAACAUUACGGCUGCGUCCACGGCAGAGUCCAUCAUCGUGACCGUGAGGGUGGCUUUUCUGAUGGUAAGGAGUUGGUCCGUUGAAUAAUCGUCAAGGUGGAAGAAAAAGCGAACAGAAACGAAAAGCAUCCGUGAAAAGGGCGGUCGCAGCAAUUACGAUGAGUUUGAAAGGGGAAUAGGUGAAUUUUGGGGGUAUGGAAGCAGUUUGAGCGCCAAAUAGACCUAAUUACUGCGCUCUUAAGUCUCUUAUUAUUUUGAUUUAAUUAUAACCAACUUUAUUUAAAAUUCUUUUAAUAUGUAAACUGAAGUUGGGCGACGGAGAAUGAGAAGAAGUGAAAGAGUGGCGUGAUAAAUUAAAGCUUUGGUUGGUGCCACUAGGAGUAGUGGGAGGCUGGUGGGUAGACGGUUAUGUAGCGGUCAAGGUGAUUUGGAUGCUAUAAGUUUGAAAGGGGUGUUACACAUGACCCUGUUUUGAAAAACAUGGAAAAGGGAUUGGAAAUCCGAUGAAACGUACGCGAUCUUCGAGAAGAAUAAUGAAGAUUUGGGUGUCUGAAAAUUCGAGAUUCACAAAGUGAAGAAGAGUGAGUGAGGGGAUUUCGGUAAAAGGAACUAAAGGGAAGUUGGACUCGUCAAACCCAAUCAUUCUGAAUGCUUCAAGAUAUUGAAAACAGGGGAUUCUUGAAUCUUGGAGUGGGAAUCCCAUGACACACAUUACAGCUUCCUCGUAUUCUGCUUCCACCUCUCUGUCUGCUCUGUUGUCUUUGGAAAAAGUAAAGACUAGAUUGAAUCGGGGGUCGCUCUUCCGUCUAGGCCCCACUUUUCUUCUUCCAAACCCCCUCUAUUUAAGCCCCCUCUCCUCCUCCUCUGCAUUUCACUCUUCCAACUUCGAACAUUUCUUUCAAUCCAUUCGCACCUAAACGGCUUCCAUGGAGACAGUUGAGUUCAAAGUAGAUAUGGUCGGAAUCCACGAGAAAAGGCUCAGGAAAUGUCUGUACAAAUUGAAAGGUGUGGAGAAGGUGGAGGUGGAUGCGAACAGCCAGAAGGUGGCGGUGACCAGCUACAUUCACCGGAACAAGAUACUGAAAGCGAUGAGGAGAAGUGGCCUGAAAGCCGAUUUCUGGUCGGCCCAAAACGAGCUUCUUAAUGCAUACGCCGCCACUUAUGGAGCCUUCAGAUUCUGCUCCUACAACACCUUCUUUUAGAACUUUACCAUUUUUUUUUUUUUUUCUGGGAGGGGUAUAAAUAUUUUCAUUUAAGCUGGCAUUCGACUGCCCAUUGUAAUUUUAAACACAAGCAACUCCAAAACAAGUCUCAGAAUGGAUAGCUUUUAGUAUUUUUAAAAUUAGAUUACC
Messenger RNA from Cucurbita maxima (winter squash), 1359 nucleotides. Its product is annotated as heavy metal-associated isoprenylated plant protein 30-like. NCBI's taxonomy places the organism in Eukaryota, Viridiplantae, Streptophyta, Magnoliopsida, Cucurbitales, Cucurbitaceae. The coding region runs from base 934 to 1209 and encodes 91 amino acids. The transcript is spliced from 3 exons. Gene Ontology annotation, molecular function: metal ion binding. The record is from RefSeq and is a predicted model, not a curated record.